CCUGGUGGCGGCGGCGACAACAGCAGCGGCGAGCGCGGAGUAGCGGCCGGGCAUGCCCGCUGCCCCCCGCCGGGCCCCAGACCUGCCCCCUGGUGCCCAUCAUGGAGCUGGCGCAAGCGCCCGCAGACCUGGCCCAGCUGCAGGCGGAGGUGGGGCGCCUGGCGGCCGAGCUGCAGGAGGCAACGCAGGAGAAGGUGCAGGCCGCCCAGUACGGGCUGGCAGUGCUGGAGGAGAACGGGGAGCUCAAGCAGCGCUGUGGGGAGCUGGAGGGGCAGUUGGACAGGCUGAGCUCAGAGCUGACCCAAAUGAAGGAGGCCCUGGCUGAGUGUCACAGCAGCCACAAGCGGGCAGCGGUGGCCGGGGAGAACCGGGAGGAGAGCCUGGUGCGCGAGGCUGCGGCCAAGGAGGCCCAGCUGGCCGCCCGCCUCGAGGAGCAGCAGGGGGAGCUGAGGCAGCUGCGGUGCCAGCUGAGCAACGCGGGUGCCGAGAGCGAGCGGCUGAGCGCCGCCCUGCAGGACCUGCGCCAGGAGUGCCAGGCCCUGGACGCAGAGAGGGCCCAGCUGCGGGAGGAGCUGAAGCAGCACAAGAGUCGGGAGCUGCGGCAGCUGCAGGACUGCGCCGAGCUGGAGGAGGAGAACAUCUCCCUGCAGAAGCAGGUGUCCGUGCUCAAGGGCAACCAGGUGGAGUUUGAGGCCCUGAAGCACGAGCUACGGUGCCGGGAGGAGGAGGCGGCACUGGCCGGAGCCCAGGUGGAGGAGCUGGGGCGGCUGCGGGAGCUGGCGGAGCGGCAGCUGGAGGAGGCGCUGGAGACGCUGGCGGUAGAGCGGGAGCAGCAGCGGGAGCUGCGGCGGGAGCUGGUGGCCUGCACCGGGGGCCGUCCCAGCUCGCUGGGCAGCCUGCAGGCCGGCCUGGAGGAGCUGAGCCAGGAUGAGGAGCUGGACAGUGGCUUCGCCAAUGGCAGCGCCAGCGUGGGGGACUUUGGGGAGCGGGUGUCCACCCCCCACGCCCGCCCUGCGCCCGGCCUUGUCGCCGACCUCUUCAGUGAGCUCAGCCUGGUAGAGGUGCACAAGCUGCGGCAGCAGCUGCUCCAGGUGGACCGGGAGAAAACCUCCCUGGCGGCUGAUGUGCAGGAGGCCCGGCGGCAGCUGGACAGCGCCAGGGAGGCCUUGACGGAACAGCAGCAGCGCAAUGGCCUCCUCCUGGAGCAGCUCAAGGCCAGGCCGGCGUCCCCGGAGCCCCGGCCCUGGCAGGACCUGGUGGCGCAGCUGGAGGGGCAGCUGCGGGCCUCCCGGAAGCUGGCAGGGGAGCUGCAGGCCCGGCUGGCCCAGGCCCAGGAGGAGCUGCUGGGGCUGACGGAGGAACUGGCCACCCUCUACCACCAGGUCUGCGCUUGGCGUGGCCUGACACCGCAGCGGGUGGUGCUGGAUUAUUACCGGGACGGGCGCGGCACUAGGAGGCCGGCGGGCAGGAGGGAGCCGGCGGGCAAGCCCCGUCUCCAGCCGGAGCCAGGGGCAGGGCCCUGCGGGGACCAGUCGCCCCCCGGCUCACCCGGGGAGCCCCUCAACGUCUCCAACCUGGCGGUGGUGCUGCGGGAGCAGCUGGGGCACCUGCAGGGGGCGCUGGUCCUGUGGCGGCAGCAGCCCCCCAGGCAGGGCCCGCCAGCGGCCGAGCUGGAGCGGGACAAGGAGGCGCUGGCUGAGGAGGUGCUGAAGCUCCGCUCCUUGCUCAGCACCAAGCGGGAGCAGAUCGCCACGCUGCGCACCGUGCUCAAGGCCAACAAGCAGACGGCGGAGGCAGCACUCUCCAACCUGAAGGGGCAGUACGAGGGGGAGAAGGCCCUGGUGUCCGACACCAUGCUCAAGUUGCGCCGUGAGCUGAAAGCCCUGAAGGAGGACGCCACCACCUUCUCCUCCCUGCGCGCCAUGUUUGCCAGCAGGUGUGACCAGUACGUGUCCCAGCUGGACGAGAUGCAGCGGCAGCUGGCUGUGGCGGAGGACGAGAAGAAGACACUGAGCUCCCUGCUGCGCAUGGCCAUCCAGCAGAAGCUGGCGCUCACCCAGCGCCUGGAGAGCCUGGAGAGCCCGGCCCGCACCAGGGCCAGACCCCGCAGCACCAGGAGCACCGCGCACUGACACCGUGGGCGCGGCCUUGCAGAGAAACCCGUGGGAUCGGCGCCAAGCAGAGCCAGCGCCGGGCCCAGCACUGCCCGUGCCUUCAGUGCUGCAAACAGCCAACAGACCCCGACCUCUGCCACAGCCGCCCCCGCCAGCGGGCGGCCACUGUGCCUUAACUGCUCAGGGCUAGGUAGGGCGUGGCCAGCCGGCCCCCUGUGGGCGGAGCACUGGCCCCUGUCUCUGUCUUGCUGAGUGAAACCUUCUCUUCCUGCCUUCAUGGGGUUGGCUCAGGAUCCCCACACUUACGGGGCAUGGGCCGGGUCUGGGCCUGGCGCUCAGAGGCAUCUUUGAGGCACUAUCGCCUUUUGUCACUGAUCCAUUUUGCACUAAGAACUGCCGAUCUCAGGGGAGUGGCUAUGGGGGUACACGGGGUGUGGUGGGAGCGGGGGGCUGUGCUGUAUGAACUGCUGUGUGUAUCCCCUGGGCUCAGACAAGUGACCGGGGCCUGUUUACUUUGCCUCCAAUUAAAGGGCUUUGGUCUC
Molecule: messenger RNA, 2656 nt
Organism: Malaclemys terrapin pileata
Lineage: Eukaryota; Metazoa; Chordata; Testudines; Emydidae
Product: protein bicaudal D homolog 2-like
Exons: 9
Coding region: 102-2132 (676 amino acids)
Biological process (GO): regulation of microtubule cytoskeleton organization; microtubule anchoring at microtubule organizing center; protein localization to organelle
Cellular component (GO): Golgi apparatus; cytosol
Molecular function (GO): dynactin binding; cytoskeletal adaptor activity; dynein complex binding
Source: RefSeq, a predicted model, not a curated record